AUGCCACAGCCAUACUCCAACAAGUACUACAAGCAUUGGGACCGAGGAGUGUACUGCUGUAUAGUGGGGCAGGGAAAACUCUUCCUCUCACACACUAAUAUGACUGGGGGUCAGGCUGGCCUGCCUUCUAAUAUCUCGUAAAACAAAGUUUCUCUCAAAAAAGAUCUCUCACAGGUUGGUGCCAACCUUCUGCUCUUGGUGUGCAAUCCAUCUUUGGCAAGGACAGAGGUUGCAUGUGCAACAUGUGGUGCACAUAUUGGUCAUGUGUUUGAUGAUGGACCUAAGCCCACAGGACAGCGCUUCUGUGUCAAUUCUUCGUCCCUCAUCUUCAAGCCUCAUGGACCAGUUGAUGAAAACUCCACCCCAAAUUUAGAAAGGAUGGAGAAAGUGUGGUCAACAUCAGUGCCACGACCAGCAGAACCAAUGGUACAUCUUGCCUCCCCAUCAAAUUCAUGUGCCCUUGGAGCUCGCAUGUGCUUCCGAGUAUCUAACAUGGAUGCAUGUGAGGCAACCACACCGCAGUCUUGAGACACAC
This is a messenger RNA of Cherax quadricarinatus, 535 nucleotides long. RefSeq names its product peptide methionine sulfoxide reductase MsrB-like. Gene Ontology annotation, molecular function: peptide-methionine (R)-S-oxide reductase activity. Gene Ontology annotation, biological process: protein repair; response to oxidative stress. Gene Ontology annotation, cellular component: cytoplasm. Lineage: Eukaryota; Metazoa; Arthropoda; Malacostraca; Decapoda; Parastacidae. The record is from RefSeq and is a predicted model, not a curated record.